GCAAUGGAGGUGAUGAAUUCGAUUAGGGAAUUCUACUCACGACAUGAACUAGAAGAUUUUGUCAUUGAUGUCAACAAAAAUGAAAUCAAGUGUCAUCGCUUCAUUCUUGCAUCAUGCUCUGAAUUUUUCAGUGGACUUUUCCGGUCAGGGAUGAAGGAAGUGACGGAUGGCCGUGCCACUUUACAUGGUAUUUCUUGUGAAACAUUCAAGCUAAUCCUAGAGGCCCUGUAUACUGGAAUAGACGUCGUAACUGAAGAUAAUGCUAUUGCCAUCUGGCAUGCCUCAAAUCAGUUACAGAUUUACUUCAUGAUAAGAUUAUGUGAAAAUAUGGUAGUUAAGAUGUUGUCAUUGGACAAUUUUGAAGAAGUCUACAAAGCCGCUAAGCUCAUUGAUUCAAAAUAUGUUCUAGGAUUCAUCAAAACUUUCAUUUUGGAACAUUUCAUUCUGUUAAGAAAGAUGAACACAUUUCUUGAACUUUCGUAUGAUGAACUUUUGGCUUUGAUAAGUAAUGACAAGCUUGUGGUAGAAUCUGAAGAUCAAGUCUUGGAAUCAAUUAUGGAAUGGAUAGAAUACCCUGACAUUGAAAAG
Messenger RNA from Lymnaea stagnalis (great pond snail), 588 nucleotides. The record is from the annotation of a GenBank genome assembly. Lineage: Eukaryota; Metazoa; Mollusca; Gastropoda; Lymnaeidae.